UCCCGACCUCCCCCUGUGUGUCUUCAUCAAAUUGUGUGCACUGAAGCUGGUGUGAGGUCUAACUGUUCACUCCGUUGUUUGUACGCCACAGUGGGACGAGACGUGGAGGUCAGCGCGGUCACUGCGAGGUUUUUUUUCGCGGGGAUGAGAGCCACCAGGGGCCGUGCGCACUGGGGGAUAACCGGGGCGCCCCGGUGUUAGUGCGCACCCAACUUGGAGCAGCGGCAGGCAAGCGGACGGGGCUGACGGUGCGUGGGGUCGGUCCCCUCCUGAUGACAAAGCGGGUGACCCGGCCGAUGAGUAACUCCUCGGGAGGAGGUUUCACCCGAGAGCCGAGAUGAUCGCGACGUUUUUCCCUCUGAAGAAACUGCGGCGCAAUGGCAGAUAUCUUCUGUUCGGGGCGAUUCUGCUGGUCGGAGCGGUGGCCGUCUACCACGAGAUGGUUGCUGCAAAAGCAUGGAGCAGUGGGACCAGUAUGAAUCCUGAAGCUGAAGGCAGCAGCUGGCGGAGAGCCAUGUCUGACGAAAGGGUCAGAAGGGACCAUCAACUAGACUCUCCGGAGGAUUCAGCUGCUUGGAGCUCCAGUUAUAUUCCACAAGCCUGGAAACCAGAGUAUAAGGGACAAGCUAAUCUGCAUGUCUUUGAGGACUGGUGUGGCAGCUCUACAGCUGGUCUCCGCAAGAACUUGCACUACCCACUGUACCCCCAUUCCAGGACUACAGUGCAGAAGCUGGCUGUCUCUCCUCAGUGGACCAACUACGGGCUCAGGAUUUUUGGUUAUCUACAUCCUUUCUCUGACGGGGAGUUUGUGUUUGCCUUGAGCUCUGAUGACAACUCUGAAUUCUGGCUCAGCACAGAUGACUCUCCCCUCAACUUGCAGUUACUGGCCUGGGUCGGAAAGACUGGCACUGAAUGGACAGCCCCUGGUGAAUUUGAGAAGUAUGCCAGUCAGACCUCUAGACCAGUUAGGCUUUCUUCUCAGAGGAGGUACUUCUUUGAAGUUAUCCACAAGCAGAACGACAGAGGGACUGACCAUGUGGAGGUGGCAUGGAAGCUCCUGGACCAAGGCUUUAGGUUCAUGGUUAUUGAAUCUAAGCACAUCUCCCUCUAUGUUAAUGAGUCUGCUUUGUUGAUGAGUGAUGUUGCCCACAUACCACAGACAGCCGCCAGCCACCAACACACCCCAACAAAACAGCACAGUGCCACAGCGGACAUGCUGAGGGAAGACCCACGAGACACUCUGUACCAAGUGCCUUUGAUAAACAGCGAAUUCCUACGUGGUGUUCUGCCCGACUGCUCGUACAAUCCCAGCUAUACAAUCAAAGACUUCCCUCUGCUUCGUUACCAAGGACUCCAGUUUGUCCACAUGUCCUACAUCUACCCCAACGACUACACCCGACUCACACACAUGGAGACCGAGAACAGCUGCUUCUACCCUGAGAGCCCCUACUACAUGAAGAUGUUCGGUUUCUCCAGAUACAUGAGACUAGACCGUUCUGAUGUGCAGGAAAAAGGAAACUCAGCCAGAGAUUUUGGUUUCCAGAGGAGGAAGUUAAUCCGAGAUGAGGAAUACGAAUUAGACAAUGAAGCCUAUCUAAGAGAAAACGGAGCAAAGCCGGACCGGCAUGUAGAUAACAACCUUUUUCCAGACUAUGGGGAUGAUUAUGACGAUUAUGCUCAAAAACGCAGGCGCAAACUCUUCUCCUUAGUCACGGCAGAAACUAACAACACCCUGAAGAACUCUUCUGACACAAAUUUGCACAUAGAUAAGAUGCAGAGGAGGCAAGGAAAAGACGUCCCACAGCCUCAGUCAGAAAAACAGAAACCAGCUGAAACUCUGCAGUCAGUGCCAACCCAAGCCUCAAAACAUUACCUGAAUCUGAAACAGAACUGGACAGAGUUGAAACUUGAGGGCCCCGUUAAAAAAGUAGAGCAGAUAAAGCUGAGAGGGAAGCAAAAACCAGCAAAGAGACAAAAGCUGAAAUCAAUAGAGAUAGUUGAGGGACCUGCACGGACUAAUCCACCGAUACCGGUGGACAGAGUGCAGCCCGGGGCAAAAGAACGACCAAUAAUCCCGUCAGAGCAGCUCAGUUAUAAACAGCAUCAUAUCCAGAGGUCUCGAAAAAUGAACCAUACCCAAAUCCAAAGACUCAAAGACUCGCAGCUUCAAGCCUUAGAGAGGGACGCUCCGAUAACUAAAUCCACAGGGGCCAAGCAGCGGAGGUAUGUAAACAGGGAGAUGGAGCUCCAGCAAGUUGACACCAAGCGUUUUAUCACUCCCAAGAGGGACAUUAAUCGCCCUUUAGUAGGGCUGAAUCAGAGGGAGAUGGAUACCAGAAAAAACCUGAGGAAAAAAGAGAUAGAGAUGAAUGUACCUCUACAGGAUGACAUAGAAAAUAGUAUCCACAGAGCUAAGAUGAUCACUAGAGGCAAAAUGGUCAAAAAGAGGGUGAAUACGAAUGAAGAUCAAGUAGGGGAGGAAGACGAGAUUCACAAUAGGGCCGAGAGUAGGCGAGACACCAGAGAGGGUGAAAGAGACUCUCUAUGGGGACCAGGAGGAGACUUUGAAGGUGCCGAUGAUGAGGAUCUUACCCCUGCGUCGGUGUAUGACACUGAGGUGAAUUGGAGCCAGACCUUCCAGGUCAACCACCUGGACCUGCAGGCACAGCGCUCAGAUUGGAUCGACCUGCGCUGCAACAUCUCUGGAAACCUGCUGCUCCACUCCAGUGACGCUCUGCCUAUUGUCAAAGCUUUCAUGGACAAACUCAAUGAAAAGCACUAUGGGCGGUUCACAUUGGUGAGUGUGGUUAACGUGGAGAAGCGUGUGGACGGGAUUCAGGGCAGCCGCUACUUCCUGGAGCUGGUGCUGAAAGAUGUGAACGGCCAGGUGCUGCGCCUGUCACACUACAUCUACGCUCUGAUUCACCACAGCAGGCAACGCAGUAAAGACUUAGGUUUCCAGCGGCCGAAACCUCAGAUGUUGCUGUGUAACCCGGUGGGCUUCCGCUGGAAUCCUGUUGCCACCGUCCACUUCAUAGUGCCGGUUAAAAACCAGGCUCGGUGGGUGCAGCAGCUGAUUGUUGACAUGGAGGAAAUGUUCAGAACAACCGGAGAUGCUAACUUUAAUCUCAUCAUCACGGACUACAACAGCACUGACAUGGAUGUGAGGAAGGCUCUACAGAAAUCCUCUCUCCCCAGGUACCAGUAUGUGAAGCUGGGUGGGAAUUUCGAGCGCUCCGCUGGUCUGCAAGCAGGUGUCAGCCUUAUAAAUGAUAACCACAGCAUUGUGUUUCUUUGUGACCUCCACAUCCACUUCCCUCCCUCCAUCAUCGAAACCAUCAGGAAACACUGUGUGGAGGGAUACAUGGCCUUUGCUCCAAUAGUUAUGAGACUGAACUGUGGGUCCACGCCAUCAGAGGCCAAAGGUUACUGGGAGGUUAAUGGGUUUGGCCUGCUGGGGAUCUAUAAGUCCGAUCUGGACGCAGUGGGAGGAAUGAACACGAAGGAAUUCACAGACCGCUGGGGAGGAGAAGACUGGGAGCUCCUCGACAGGAUCCUCCAGGCAGGACUGGAAGUGGAGAGGAUCUACUUGAGGAACUUCUUCCACCACUAUCACUCCAAACGUGGCAUGUGGAACCGACGCAUGUCACCCAGCCACAGGUGACCACGUGUCACCUGCCUGCUGCACCUGUCGCCACGGUUACAACCACGGCAACCAGAGCACUAAGGCCGGAGCAUGAUUCCUGCUGCCUAAUCGUCACACCUGCUUAUCGAUCAAACAGGGUGAUAUAGGACUGGAUGCUGUCUUCAGUCUCUCCAGCUCUAUGAGACAUGAAACAGCAGCUUACAUGUGGCAGCAGUGAAGGUCAUCGCCAUGGAGAUACUACUGAGUUCAUUUCACUGGAUGUACUGUUGACUACUGAGAGGGUACUGGCCGAUGAGUGCUGUUGACUAUGUGAUAUUAUAUAUGAAGAUACUGCUGUGCACCAUGUUGCUGACUGAGACCACAAUAAUCUGCACUACCUGCUGCAAUGAACUAACCUGAUCCACAAAACUGGACUUUUCAAUGACACUCCAAGGACAUAUACACACAAGUGUCUUAUAUCUUAAAGAUCACGAGUCUUGCACAUUAGUCUUAACUGGGGAAAAAAAAUGUCUUUGUUUUGUUUGUGACUAAAUUAAAUACAUGUAUUUGACUGCAGAUUGUGUGUAUCGUUAGCACAGCCUUAUUUGUCAUGUUGUAAAUUAUGGAAAACUUUCUAUUUAUUAUAUCAAUGUUUGUAGGAUUUUUUUUUUUCCAUUUGCAUUUUAUGUUACUUCUAGUAACAAAAGACAAAAGUGUACCUCAGUUCCUGUACCUGUUGAGCGCCCCCUCCUCUGUUUGUUCUCAUCAAUAUUAAUUGUGCCUUCUGCUGUGACUGUUAUUCAGGUACUGGGCCCUCUGAGGGCUGAUUUUACAGACCAGUCAGGAAAAGCCUUAAACUGGAAAGAUUAUUACAACUGAAGUGAUUUUUCAAGAGUGUAUCAUUAAGUUUUGUAAGAGAAACUGUUGCUUUGAAAUGCUGAAAUGAAUUUAGACUGGUGUGUGUGUGUGUGUGUGUGUGUGUGUGUGUGUGUUUCGUGGUGUCAGCUGAUGUAGACAAUACUGGCAUAUUUGAUUACGAAACAGUAAUCAAAUAUGAUACAACUGAGAAAACCGGAAUUAUAUUCAACAUCGAAAAUGAAUAUGCAUAUUCUCUGUACACUGCCACUCACCAAAGAUCUUAUUUGAAAGUUGAGCAAAUGUGUGUGUAAAUGCCGCAUGAAGGGCCGCUUCAGUCAAGAGCUAUUUUUUACUGUAAUUUAUGUCUGUCACCAGCUCAUAAUCUUUUUAUUGAUCUACCUGCUGAGUUUAAUUUUUGGCUCUUUGUUCCAAAAUAAUAUUUGUUUUGUUGAAUCUCAAAACCUACUUUGUUUGGCUCAGCAGUUCCUGAAGUUUCCCAUCCUAACUGGGAGUAAUACUGUUUUCACACAAGAAACACAGACAGGAAAUAUUCUGUUGAUGUAGUGAAUGAUAACAUGAUCUUGUGUUUUUAUCACAUUGUUGUAUUGUUAUUUAAGACAAGACUAAUGGUGCAUUUUCUAAUAUCUGUUCACAUUCCGUUUUAAUGAACCUGCUGUGCCUGUCAAAUUAAAAUUGAUACAUCUUGAACCAUUUCACUAAAGAUGCUGCACAAAUUCUGGUCUGCUGCCAAACUUUGUGAGAGUUGUGUUUGAUGCUUUCCCUUUUCCUACAUCACUUCCUUGGUUUUUUUUUUAUAUACCUCGACACUCUUUACGCUGGGAGUUCACCUCAGCCUUACUGUACGGUGUGGGAUUCUCUUCUCUCAGGGACCGGUUUUUCCAUUUACACUGCCUUGACAAAUCUGCGGAAUAAAUUUCUCCAAAAAAUGUUUUUGUUGCCUUUAUUUUCAUUACAUUUUAUAUACUUUUUAAUAGCUGCCUUUCUUUCAAGUAAUGGCCUAAGAAAAGUGACAAAGAAGAAAGAAAAAUUACAAAACUGAGAUAUUCUAGCUGUCAAUUGUAUGCCUACAGCCUUCGAAUUCAGAUAAAUAAGAGGUUACACAAUUUGUGGGAUAAGCUUUUUUUCCACAAUAAGCAUUAUGCCGUUAAAUAGAUUGAACAUGUUUUGUUUUACAUGACAUCUCUGUCAGUUUCAGUCUGCAGUCUGUGCCUCCUCAUCCUGUACUGUACACAUUUCUGCAAAUUCUCAUUGUUGGGUUAAAACCUCACAUUUAGGAAAUUGUUUUAGCUUCAAUUGAUUGAUCACUUUGGUCUCUAUGGAAUGUAUGACACCCUUUUAAAGCUGUUUGAAUAUACUCACUUCACUUUCUGUGCAGACUGUAUACUUUUAAUGUGGACAAGACACUGAUGGCUUUAUUUUACAAAUUCUUUAUUGAGUCUGUUUUAACCUUUUGUUUAAUUACUUGUAUGAGAACCUUUCAGUGCAAAACAAAAAUCGUUUGUUCAAUAUUGUUAAAGUAGCCAGCGAAUUCAAAUUUUCCUUUGCUCCAAGUACAAUAAAUGCACUUAAUGUGCACUAAACCUUGACUGCACUUCUCAGCAGCACUUUAUUAUGGCUACUAUUCCAGUGGUUUGAUGACGAACAAAUGCUUUUUUUGGGCGGGGGUUGGUUUACUGUAACUGUCGUGAUUAAUGUCCCGUAUCCUCUUGUUUGUUGUGUUUAUGUUUUUUCCCUCUACUGCAAAUCAAAUUUCCACUCGAGGAAAAAUAAAGAUCU
Messenger RNA from Thunnus maccoyii (southern bluefin tuna), 6280 nucleotides. It is a transcript of the gene b4galnt3b, whose product is annotated as beta-1,4-N-acetyl-galactosaminyl transferase 3b. The record is from RefSeq and is a predicted model, not a curated record. Gene Ontology annotation, cellular component: Golgi cisterna membrane. The coding region runs from base 338 to 3664 and encodes 1108 amino acids. Lineage: Eukaryota; Metazoa; Chordata; Actinopteri; Scombriformes; Scombridae. Gene Ontology annotation, molecular function: acetylgalactosaminyltransferase activity. The transcript is spliced from 20 exons.